Molecule: messenger RNA, 2316 nt
Organism: Saccostrea echinata
Lineage: Eukaryota; Metazoa; Mollusca; Bivalvia; Ostreida; Ostreidae
Product: tripartite motif-containing protein 2-like
Exons: 2
Coding region: 395-2065 (556 amino acids)
Biological process (GO): positive regulation of DNA-templated transcription
Cellular component (GO): nucleoplasm; chromatin
Molecular function (GO): ubiquitin-protein transferase activity; zinc ion binding
Source: RefSeq, a predicted model, not a curated record
CUGAGUCAACGCGUUGCCGUUGGACCCCUGGCAUAUUUCAUUCAAUAUUCGUGGGCUUGCUUCUCUCAUUGAGAAGCACCAAUCAAAUUAAAGCUUUCAUAAAUAGUUAGAUAAGGAUUCAGCUGACACCUCAAAUGUACGUGUUACAAGUUGUUUAUCAUAGAAUGCUUAAUGUGAUUGGUUGAGAGAUAAGAAAAACAAUCAAGAUUUGUAAUUUUUCCGAAAGACGUCGCCAUAGUCAGUCCACAAAUAUUGAAUGAAAUAUGCCAGGGGUCCAACGGCAACAUGUUGACUCAGGACAGCUGGCUUGCGAGGAUGAUCAGUGGUGUUAGACAGGAAGAUAAAGAACAAAUUGAAAGUUAAUCCGAUAUGAUUUAAAAUAAACACAGCUAAGAUGACUAGUUCCAGUCCUACUUCCUGGGCACAAGAGGUCAUUAUCUGUGACUUUUGUGACAAAGCCGUUCAGCAGUUCUGUAACAACUGCCAAGUCAAUUUAUGUGGAGACUGCAUCAACAAGCAUGUCAACAAACACAAGUCUCUUACACAUGAUAUUGUUCCUUUCAAGAACAGAAAGGUACAACUAAUUUUUCCCGAGUGUGAAUUUCAUCCCAACCAAAGAUGUGAAGUCCAUUGCCAGAAGUGUGAUGUUCCAGUAUGCAUCAAGUGUUUUCUCGGUCAACAUAAGGGUCACGAUGCUGUUGAGAUAUCAGAAAUUGUUCAAGGGAAGAAACAGCAAAUUAGAAGAGAGAUGGAAGAAAUUGAAUCUGUUAUCAUUCCAAAGUUUAAAAACAAUGAUGCUGAAAUAGAGAGUAAAAUUUUAAAAUCAGCUGAGGAUUAUGACCAGUUAGAAAAGGAAACAGAAAAGCUGAGAACACGUUGGAAUGAAGAGGUAGACACCAUCUUUAAUAAUGUCAGAACUUUGAUCAAAUCUAUGAGAGACAAUGAUAUGGAAGCAAAGAGAGCUUACAAGGCCAAGUGUAACAACCUGAUUUCAGAAAUGAUCCAAACUGUAAGACAAAACAAAGACAUCCUGCAGACAAACAGAGUGUCUGAUGUAGAAAACUACAAAUCCAAACUGAAGGAAUACAGAGAUAUGCCUGCUGAUAUUGAUGUUCAAAUACCUCCACUGAAUUCCAAAACAGACCAAGGAAGAGAACUAAGCCUAGAAUUAGGAAAAUACAUGGUUAUGUUGAGACAAGGAUCUCCAUCAGACCUGACAGAUGAUGCACUGCAUUUAUCCACGAAAAGGUUGCUAGACAAAGCUAGAGUGAUUGCCACUAUAUCCUCUAGUGUAGUAAAAUCUACAUACAGUGUGGCCUGUUUAGGAGCAGAUGAAGCUUGGGUAAGUGGUGGCAGCAAUAUCAUAAGGCGUUUUAACAUACAUGGAUUUGAAAUAGACUCUGUCAGAAUCGAUGUCAAAAACACUUUCAAGGGUAUCACACUCACAAGACAAGGAGAUCUGAUAUACAGUGACGCCGACAAUAACACUGUAAACAUAGUCAGACAUAAGAAGAUAGAGAUACUGAUCACCAUACCAAAUGGCUGGCGUCCAUGGGGACUGUACUGUACCAGGUCAGGAGACAUCUUGGUCAGUAUGUCAGAUGUCGAUAGUCGCCUAAAAAAAAUAGUCCAAUAUCAAGAAGGAGCAGUAAAAUGCGAAAUAAAUAAAGAUAAAUAUGGAAUCCCAAUCCUUAGCCCCGGGCGGUAUAUAAAUUUUGUGGCUGAAAAUCGGAAUGGAGAUAUUUGUGUCUCUGAUAAUAAUGCUGGAAACGUGGUUGUGGUUGAUCAAAGAGGAAAUGUUCGAUUUCGAUAUGACGGUUUACCAGCUAAGAGGAAGGAACCACUUGAUCCUAUGCAAAUAGUAACAGAUUCUAUGGGAAACAUCUUAGUGGCAGAUGAAAACAAUGGCUGUCUACACAUUUUAGAUCAGAAUGGGAAAUUCUUGAUGUGUGUAGACCAAUGUGGACUAGAUAAACCUAGUGGAUUGAGUGUAGAUGGUAUGGGACGAUUAUGGGUAGGAUUCAAAUGUUCAGGAAGCUUGAAAGUGAUUCAAUACAUCAGAUGAUUUGGUAUAUCUAUAUUGGACUCGAAAGGCGUACAACGAAAAAAAAAUUCCAACAUCUGAUUCCCUAUUCCUACCACUGAAUAUCAAUACAUCUGAAUCUGUAAAUAGUUUCAUAAUACUUAAUAAUGAUGAGCCUUAAAUUCGUCAACUUUUUGUUUGAAGCUUCUAGCUUGUUGUUACAAUCAAAAAAAUAUCAUCAGUGAAAAUGGUGAUUAUAGUAUUUGUUAUCGCUUUGUUUCUUUUAUUAAAUA